Molecule: messenger RNA, 1258 nt
Organism: Neohortaea acidophila
Lineage: Eukaryota; Fungi; Ascomycota; Dothideomycetes; Mycosphaerellales; Teratosphaeriaceae
Exons: 2
Coding region: 149-1258 (369 amino acids)
Source: RefSeq, a predicted model, not a curated record
CAACCACCUUUCUCAAGACACCAUCUCUUCUUUCAAUUGAAUAUUCUAUAACAGCCGCAGCGCUCGCGAUUUGCACUCGUGUAAUCCUUAAUCCCUCCUUCAGCAGUGUGUAUAAUUGGAAACUUGCCUUGGCCCGAGUCCAGACGAAAUGUAUCAAUCCAAAUGGGCACCCAAGCCCGAGGAAGAGGAAAAAUCCUCCUCCCUCUCCGCAGUAGCCGCACCCUUCUCCCCUGCCGCGCCGCCGCCAGACGUCUCCAGCAACGACUAUUUCGCCCAAACUGGGCCCUCCGACAAUGACCUUUUCGACGAAGCCACACCCGUCGAUAAUUCGAUGCGAGUGCGCUCUGAAGACGACUUAUUCAGCGACGAGUUUACGCCUGCUCAAGAACCUGUGGUAGAGCAGCAUAUCCCGCAAAGAGGGCGAGGCAGAGGAGAUGGGCCUCGAGGACGAGGACGGGGGAGAGGAGGCCGAGCAGGCGUGCAGACGCAGCCUCGAGAUAACACUACCACACCUUCAUCCAAUGUACAGCCUACACCUACCGAAGAACAACCUCAAGCACCCCAACCAGACCCCCCCGAAAACGCCCCCAAAGGCCCCCGAAAAGACACACUCCCCACCACCACCACCACCACCACCACAAGCACAACCACCACCCCCUCCGUCCGCGGCAACCGCCAAGCAACAGGCGGCACCCCGAAACCCAAACUAACAGAAGCCGAGCUCGAGGAGAAAAUGGCGCGCAUCCAAAUCAAAAACGCCUCCCUCACAGCCGCACACGCGCGCGCAGAAGCAGACGCCGCGUCGUUCGCGCAGCGCGAAGAGCAAGCCAAGACGGUGAGCGUGCAGCGGCAGCGGGAGGAGCGGAGGGAUCGGCAGCAGAUGAUGGGCGAGCGGGAGAAGAAUCGGAUGCGCAAGUUGAAGGCUAUGGAGGGGAGGGAGUGGGAUGCGGAGAAGAAUGAGGAGGAUUUUGUAAGGGGUGGGCGGUUUGAUAAGAAGGGGGGUGGGUUUGCGGGGGAGCAGAGUGGGGAGGGGCAUUCGGAUGGGAGGGAGUAUAUGUAUCGGGAGCCGAGAGGGGGACGGGGGGGUGGAAGGGGCGGUGGGCAGAGGAGAGAGCAGCCAAAGGCGCCGCCGAGACCGGACGAGUUUCCUGCUCUGCCGAACGCGAAGCCUGCUGUUGUUCCUACGGUGCCGGGAGGCGUGGAUCGAGACGCCGUGCGUUCUUGGGCGGAUCAGGUGGAAUCUUCGACGAGUACGUGA